This is a messenger RNA of Aspergillus puulaauensis, 801 nucleotides long. RefSeq lists its product as uncharacterized. The transcript has 2 exons. NCBI's taxonomy places the organism in Eukaryota, Fungi, Ascomycota, Eurotiomycetes, Eurotiales, Aspergillaceae. The record is from RefSeq and is a predicted model, not a curated record. The coding region runs from base 1 to 801 and encodes 266 amino acids.
AUGGGAGACACAAAUGGUAUAUCGGUCCAAUCCUUCGGAAACCGAACCAUAAUCACCCUGCCAGACAACAUAACCAUCGUCGCUACCGGCGGAUCGGUUUCAUUUACUGCUGCUCCUAAUCGUGGCUCCAGCUCCAGGAACCGGUCUCGUCGCGGCCGCAAUCGUCCUGGCCCUCGUGGGCCUGCACAUGGCAACAACAACAGCAACGACAGCAACGACAGAAACAAUGGCAACAACAGAAACAAUAGCAACAACAAUCAGAAUCAACGUCAUAAUAACCGGGGUUGGAGUAGGCGAAUGCAGAGGCGUCGGAAUCAGAAUCGAUGGCAAGGGAAUAGAGGUGCCCCUCGAGCGAUCGAAGCUGGACGUGCCCACGUUAAUACGGCCGCUGAUGCCCAUCCUCAGGCUCUUGCUCCGAUUGAUGUGAAUACUGCUGGCACUACAGUCGCUGCUCUUCCCGUGCCUGCACCUGUAGGUGCGGGUGCGGGUGCGGGUGUGGCUAUGGAGGUUGAUGAAUAUGGAAAUGGAGAUGGACAUGGCACAUAUGAGCCCACCUACGACCCUUAUCGAAAACCGACUGGCGAAGGGGGGAAUCUACCUCUAAAUGCAACUUUUGGGCAAGAGCACGCAGAUCACCAUCCAAAGCAGGAGUCCGGUGAUGACUGGCGUGUUAUCACCGCCAGUGGUUACGAUGCUGGACUUGAUUUCGAUGUGAGUGAGGAGUUCUUCGCUGAAACGAGUGUUUCGGGGGCGGCCAAUCUUAUGGAUUUCACGGUGAAUGCGAGUACGGGGACUCUCUGA